ACGCCGCAGACUUAGCCCCGACUACCUACGAGGAAAUCAGAACUUGCGCACCUUCCGCGACAUCGGCCGCGUCUAUUCUGUCCCCGCCGUGAGACUUCCGUCGGACGCCGCCGCGAGUUCUCGGCCUUGGUCCGGCAGUACCACCCGCCUCGACGCUGUCGGAUAGGAGCCGCCGGCAUCCAGUCUCGGUGCGGGGAGGUCGGCCUUCAGUCUCCGGAUCCCGUCCAGCCCUCCUCGACCUGGGCUGUCGCGAAGCCAAGCCGAGCCCGGAGGAUAAGGCACAGGCUCGGAUGCCUCGCGCGGUGUCCCGGUCGCCUCCGCCCUUCCGACGGCGGCGCUCCCCUUCUCCGCGGUACACCAGCCGUAGGAACAGACGAGAUCGCAGCCGCUCCCCCUACUCCUCCCGGCAGCUAUACUAUAUGAACGAAUGCAGAACAAUACAAGAGCGUUAUGCAACUAAUUGUAUCCAGUACACGCUUCUAGAGUUGUUUUGGCGAAAAACUCGGUCUCCUCCUCCACUAUGGGAUAGAAGCAACUCACCAACUCCGAGAAGGCACAGAAGUCCACCAUCUCCAAGGAGACACAGAAGACGAAGAAGUCGGAGUACUACAAGUUCAUUUGUAAAUAACUCAUGCAGUCCAAGUCACGGAUCAGAGAAAAUGAAUUUAUCUGAAAAGCACAAGAUGGAGGAAGAAACGAAAAGGCGUCAAAAGGAAGCUGAAUUUAAGUUAUUGGAAGAGGAGCUUGCUAGAAGAGUCGAAGAAGCUAUAAGGAAAAAUGUUGAGGAACGUCUGAAUUCUGACGAGGUGAAACUUGACAUAAAGCGCCGAAUUGAGGAGGGUAUUAGAAAGUUAUUUGAUGAGGUUGAUGCUCAGCUACAAAGAGAAAAAGAAGCAGCUCUUUAUGAAGCCAGGCAGAAAGCAGAGCAAGAAAGAAGAGAGAGGGAGGAGCUUGAUAGAAUGCUUGAAGAGAACAGGCGUAAAGUGUCGGAGGCUCAAAGAAAAGAAGCUCUCGAGCAGCAGCAGAAAGAGUUAGAGCGAUAUUUGGAGCUGGAAAGAAUACAAAAGCAAAGAGAAGAAGCUUUACGCAGAAAGAAAAUGGAAGAGGAAGAAGAGAGAGCUAAUGAGCUGAGAUUACUAGGGAAAAGCCGGCGUUGACCUGGUGCCAUCAUAUAAAAUUGAGCAGAGAACCGACUGCGGUGGCUAAUUAUGUCAAAACACAAAUUCAAUGACUGAUUAGUUUGAGUUCAAUAGCUCCUUAGGUUGUGAUUUGUGACCAGUGUUGACGUAAUCUUGUUCUAGCGUCCAUCUGGUGUACUUUAAUUUGUUUUCUAUGUGCUGGAUUGGUAUUCCUGAGACACUGAUUUUUCUUACGCAAAUUAAUAUGGAAUGUUCUCUUCCUCUAAUGGGAGUGUUUCUUAAA
This is a messenger RNA of Panicum virgatum (switchgrass), 1422 nucleotides long. RefSeq lists its product as uncharacterized. The coding region runs from base 291 to 1157 and encodes 288 amino acids. Gene Ontology annotation, cellular component: nucleoplasm; mitochondrion. The record is from RefSeq and is a predicted model, not a curated record. The transcript is spliced from 5 exons. NCBI's taxonomy places the organism in Eukaryota, Viridiplantae, Streptophyta, Magnoliopsida, Poales, Poaceae. Gene Ontology annotation, molecular function: cadherin binding.